Molecule: messenger RNA, 1575 nt
Organism: Geosmithia morbida
Lineage: Eukaryota; Fungi; Ascomycota; Sordariomycetes; Hypocreales; Bionectriaceae
Product: Major Facilitator Superfamily
Exons: 2
Coding region: 1-1575 (524 amino acids)
Biological process (GO): transmembrane transport
Cellular component (GO): membrane
Molecular function (GO): transmembrane transporter activity
Source: RefSeq, a predicted model, not a curated record
AUGGAUGUUAAGCCUCCGAAGUCUCCAGAUGGAGCACAUGGACUUCAGCCCGCCAUUUCGAAGAAGUCUGCCGAUAUAGAAAAUAUUGAUUUGAAAACAUUUUCUGCGCAAUUGGAUGAUGCCGAGAUCUUCUUGCAGAAUAAUGGAAUCUCACACACGCAGCUUGACAGCCUCAUAUCCGACGAAGAUGCGAUGAGAAAGCUACGUCGAAAGGUCGACUGGGCUCUAAUGCCCCUACUCUGUGGCACAUAUCUUCUUCAAUAUAUCGAUAAGCAAGCACUUAGCUAUGCUGCAAUCUUUGACCUCUUUACCGAUACGGGAAUGACAAGCGACCAAUAUUCGUGGAUGGCCUCCAUCUUCUACUUUGCCUACCUCGCAUCAGAAUGGCCUGCAUCCUACUUGGCCCAGCGUCUACCCACGGCCAAGGUUGUCAGUGGCGUUGUUGUCUGCUGGGGCACUAUCCUCGUUUGCACUGCAGCAUGUAGCAACUUUGCCGGUCUCGCCGUCUGCCGCUUCCUUCUUGGAUUCUUUGAGUCCGUCAUUACACCUGCAUUCAUGCUUAUUGUGUCGCAAUGGUACACACGUGACCAGGCGCCAGCUCGAGCCGGGAUGUUCUACUGCUUCAACGGAUUUGGAAGCAUGUUCGGCGGCAUUUUGUUCUACGGUGUAGGACAGGCGACAGGGUGGAGCGUGUGGAGGAUAAUCUACGUCCUUUGUGGUGGGUUGACUAUCGUUUGGGGCGUUGUCCUGUUCUUUUUCCUUCCCGACAACAUCAUGACCGCCAAGCGCUUCACCAUCGAGCAGCGUGCCAUGCUCAUUGCUCAAAGUUCGCGCAAUCAGACCGGUGUUUUUAGCCACCGUAUUAAGACUGAACAGAUCAAAGAGGUCUUUUGCGACGCUCAGGUCUGGCUCCUGUUCUGGUACACCCUGUUGAACGAGGUCAUCAAUGGUGGCAUUGCAAACUUCGCCAAGCUCAUUGUCAAGGGUUUCACGAAAAGUGCCCUCAUGACGACCGUCUAUGGAAUACCUUACGGUGCAUUGACGGCAAUCUACAUGUUCACCGGCCCCUUUCUCGCUUCCAAGAUCUCCAACUUCCGCACGAUAGUCAUGGUUCUGUGGCUAUUCCCUACUUUGAUCUCCACGUGCCUGUUUUGGAACCUUCCUAGGUCAAACACCGGGGGGCUCUUGGGGGCGUACUAUACUUGCUCUUCCUUUGUUGGAGCCUUGAUUGUGGCCCUUCAAAUGCCAGCGGCCAACCUGGGUGGCUAUACAAAGCGCACCACGGCAACCGCCUUUGUCUUCCUCGCGUAUUGCGUUGGUAACAUUGUUGGCCCUCACCCCUUCCUCGGAUCUGAGGCUCCUGUGUAUCAGACGGGUUGCAAGACGAUUGUAGGGUGCGUCUGCGGCCAGGUGGUCAUCGCUAUUGCCCUUCGUAUCCUUCUUAUUCGUCGAAAUCGAAUCCGAGAUGCGGCGGCUGCUGCUUUGGGUGCGGAUGCCAGCGAAGCGACCAAUGACGAAUACGUGUUGCAGGACUUGACGGAUUUCGAAAACCCAAAGUUUCGCUACUCUUAUUAG